Daphnia pulex (common water flea) is the source of this 944-nucleotide messenger RNA. RefSeq lists its product as uncharacterized. The coding region runs from base 79 to 633 and encodes 184 amino acids. The record is from RefSeq and is a predicted model, not a curated record. The transcript is spliced from 4 exons. Lineage: Eukaryota; Metazoa; Arthropoda; Branchiopoda; Diplostraca; Daphniidae.
CGCAUAAACAAGCCGGUUUUAGUCAUGCAAAUGGGCGUUUAAUUGUUUGAGAAUUUGAAGACGCUUUCAACGACAAAAAUGCGGAUGCGUGGGAAAAAGAAUCUCAUUAUUAAACUAGUCGUAUCUUUAGUGAUUUCUUACGUUCUUUUUCGUGCCAAAUGGCAGUCUGCCAGUUUCGGAACCUCAGUGUCAGAAAAUCCACACCAAGUUUGGGAAUUUGUCUCUGAUCUAAACAAUGCUAAAUUAUUAAACCCAUCAAUCUACGACUUCUACAUCACUGAACAUGAUAAAGGAAACUAUGAACAUUGGGAGUAUGGAGCUGUCAUUUACGAAACAAUGUCCUUCAUCCCCAUUCUGACUAAUGUCAACUAUGCUGAUUUCACACUGAAAACAUCUCCAAAUAAGGAUUAUUACAGAAUUCAGAGCACUUACAAAACAUGCUUCUUCAGAUAUGCUUGCUUAAAUAGUAAAUCUGAAAUGACUUUCAGUAGUAAUGUUGCCUAUGGAGGAACCAAGUUCCACGAAACUAUAGACUACCAAUGUCCAUUCAUCCUCUCUUGGUUAUGUUCAAGAGAACUGACACACCAGAGGAAUGAGUGGAUGCACCGCUUGGAAAAAAUCUACCAGAAUUGAGCAACUUAGACUGAGGCAAUACAAAAUAGGUAUCUUGGGAGUUGGGACUGCUUUAGAUCUACAAUAGGAUAGGACAUACCUUGUUUUAGUGCGGGAUCAAUAAAGCGGACAGUUAACGACGUUACGUAAUCUUGGGAGACUUUUGUCUCCUUACCCUAGUUCCUGAUACUCAUCGCUUAUAGAAACAAAGUAAAAAGAAAAAAAAUUAUUACAUGACAUUUUUUAAUUUUAAAAUUUGCAUAAUAAAAUUUUUACCAACUGUGCUCAAUGAACGUUAUUGAUUUAAUUACCAAUAAAUCAUCUUAGAUGAA